AUGGACCUGACGGAGCUGGUAGAGACGCUGGAACGUGAGCUCGAGCGGGACCCGGAACUCGCCAUCAAGGACAAGACCACGAUUCGACAACUGCUCGAGGACUUUCCAGUCAACAUGAACGAGCUGCAGCACUUUGCUCACUUUGAUCCGUCGCGCAACUACACGCGCAACCUCAUCUCAACGGAUAACGAGUCGUACGCCCUCAUGCUGCUGUGCUGGAACCCCGGCAAGUACAGUCCCGUGCAUGACCACCCGUCGGACGGCUGCUGGGUCAAGGUCAUUCAAGGGUGCGUGAACGAAGUGCGCUACGUGAAGCAGGACGGCAGACUCGUUGAGACGUUCAACGAGCACUUUACAUCGGGUGUCACCUACAUGGACGACUCGUUUGGACUGCACAAAGUGGGCAACCCACAUGCUGAGAUUGGUGCGAUUUCAAUGCAUCUGUAUGCACCGCCGUACGAGAAAUGCCGCGUCUGGCUCGACACAGAAGACGCCAGCAAGUCGUCGGUAUCGGUGCCCAACUACUACACUGAGUACGGUGAGAAGAUCGAAUACGCGUAG
Molecule: messenger RNA, 561 nt
Organism: Hyaloperonospora brassicae
Lineage: Eukaryota; Oomycota; Peronosporomycetes; Peronosporales; Peronosporaceae
Source: the annotation of a GenBank genome assembly